AUGUCCACAGAGACAAUUGCUUCUGAAAAGACAGAGCUCCACGUGCUGGACCUCAACGGACCUGUGAGCAGGACCGACAGGAGGCUGCUGGAGGAGAGAAAGAAGAAAGAAGAGCAAAAACGCCAGCCUCACACGGCCGCCUUUACUGGCUGGAAAGAGGUCGGGGGCUGGGAGCACCAGGACUCGCUCACGUACGAGGAGGAGAUUGUUGAUCUUCUGACGAAGUCGACGUUUUUGGACGAGUAUCUGCCAGAAGUUGCGUACGGCGACUGGUUCCAUACCGUUGGCAUUGUGAUCCUUGGUGGCCUUUUGUCGUGGCUACUGGGCCGCUUCCGGUUUUCGCUGGGCCCGGUCUUCUUUGUGACGCUCGCGUCUGCGCUCUACUACCGCGCCUCGAUCAGAAAGUACCGGCUUAAGCUGAGACUCGAGGCCCAGAGAGAGUUUUCUGUGAACCGCAUCGAGGACGAUUUCGAGACGAUGGACUGGCUCAAUGUGUUUCUGGACCGCUACUGGCGGUUCAUCGAGCCCACUGCUGCGCAGCUGGUAUGUGACCAGGCCAACGUGAUUCUUGCUGGGCUGCCGAUCCCUGCGUUUGUGAAACAGCUGUGGAUCCACACCUUCACGCUGGGCACCAAGCCGCCGCGAAUCGACAAGGUCCGCACGCUCGACCGCACCAGCGAUGACGUCACCGUGAUGGACUGGUGGGUCUCGAUGACUCCGAACGCGGUUGAGGACGCCACUGCGAAACAGCUCAAGAACUACGUCAACCAGAACAUUGUCGUCAAGGCCAAGCUAUUUGGCCUGACGUUCCCGAUUGUGGUCUCGGACGUGGCGUUCCAGGCCAAGGUGAGAGUCAGGCUGAGGAUGAUGAAAAGUUUCCCGCACAUCCAGACCGUCAACGUGUCGCUGCUGGAGGCUCCGUAUUUCGACUUUCUGGCCAAGCCUUUUGGCGGAGACACCAUCUUUCCCUUUGAGAUCCUCAACAUCCCGGGUCUGUACAUGUUUAUCAACGAGAUGGUGAAGAAGUUUGCCGGUCCGAUGCUGUUUGACCCGCUCUCGUUCCAGCUCAACCUGGAACAGCUGCUCAACGGUAACGGGUUCGACGGUGCUCUGGGAAUUCUGGAAGUCAACGUCAAACACGCCAAGGGUCUCAAGGCGGCAGACACGUUCAACAACACCAUCGACCCGUACCUCACGUUCGCCACGGGCGGUGCUGUUCUGGCGAAAACCAAGGUUAUUCCAGACACCAUGGAUCCUGUGUGGAACGAGAAGGUCAACGUCAUGCUGAAAUCGUCCUCCGAGCCCCUGUCGAUCACGCUGUACGACGAGAAUGAGAACGACGGCAGAAAGGACAAGAUGAUGGGUUAUGUUCUGUACGAUUUGGAGGAGAUCAUGCUAAAGGGCGAGCUCAGAGACGUCACGCUGCCUAUUCUGAGAAACAACAGAGAAGCCGGCCAUGUCACCUUGGACUUCAAAAUGAUGAAGACUCUGCAGGGAUCCAAGCUUCCAGACGGCUCUUACUCGCCACCGCCAGACCUCAACACCGGUGUGGCUGUCAUCAAGCUCCUGGGUGCCAGAUCCUACAACAAGGACGACAAGAAGCCAGGAAACGUGUUUGCCGAGUUGUACGUGGACAGAGAGCUCAAGGCUACCACUGGUGUUGUCAAGAAAAGCAAGGAGGCCUCGUGGAGCAUCAGCCACGACCAGAUCAUCUACAACCGGUCCAAGUGCAAAGUCCGUGUUGUUCUGAGAGACUCUUCCAAGAAACUGAUUGGCUCUGCCACCAUGAAGCUCACAGACCUCAUCGACUCGUCGUAUGUCGGCAACGAGUGGCUGCCGCUGACCAAAGGUCUUGGUGAGGUGAAGCUGACAUGUAACUGGAACUCUGUGGCCAUGACCGGAGUGCCGGGCGCUAUGGGCUACACCGAGCCGUUCGGUGUUGUUCGCUUCAACAUUGGUAAGGCUAUGAACCUCAUAAACCUGGAGAAAAUUGGCGUUAUCGAUCCGUACGUCAGAGUCAUGAUCAACGGUGUCCAAAGAGGAAGGACUCUGACCAAGGAUUCCACCACCAACCCUGUUUUCAACCAGUCUAUCUACGUGCCUAUCGCGUCUCCGAACCAGAGAGUCACCAUUGAAGCCAUGGACGUCCAAAGAUCGACUCCAGACAGAACUUUGGGCUCGUUCCAGGUCAGACUCAACGAGUUCAUUGAGUUCGACGACAAGGGAGACCCAAUCGAGACCAACGGCGAGCUUCAAGAAGGACGUCUUGUGCAUCCUAAGCGUGGCGCAAAGGGCAGUGUCACCUACAGCAUGUCGUUCUUCCCUACUCUUCCUGUGAUGACGCCAGACGACAUUCUGGAGAGGAACGCCUUGGAAGAGAAGAAGGCCCAACACAAUGGAGAGGACCACAAGGAGACUGCGGAGGAGAAGAAGGACAAGGAAGAGGAAGAGGAACUUGAAGAUGCUAAGCCCAAGCUCGAUCUGCCGCUGGACAAAGUUCGCAACUACAAUUGCGGUGUCUGCGUCUUCACUCUAUUUGAAGGACAGUUUCCAAAGGACGGCUAUCUGCAGGUCUUUUUCGAUAGAUCUGGGUAUCCGGAAUAUGUCAGUCCAAGGCUUUCUUCUCGUGAUAAGCAAAUCAACGCUACCGGUGAAGGUUUGGUGAGAGAACUCAAUUACUCUGAGGUGACCAUUAAGCUUGCUGAGAAAAAAGGAAGCAACAUCAAGAAAGAAGCUAUUGCAGAGACGUCCAUGUCCACCCUGGAUUUGAUUGAGAGCACCUACGAUCAGCCGAGCGUUGUCAAGUUGUCGAACGGAGCCAGCAUCAAGUUGCAGGCCAGAUGGAUUCCUGUCUUGAUGAAGGACCUGCCGGCACAGGAUUCUGUUGGAAACACAGGACACAUGACCAUGCGUGUCAUCAGGGGCUCGGGAUUGCCUUCUGCAGACUCGAACGGUAAGUCUGAUCCAUUUACGAAGGUCUACCUGAAUGGCGAGGAGAUCUUCAAAACCAAGACCAUCAAGAAAACUUUGGACCCAGAAUGGAACCAGGAGACAUCUUUUGAGGUGGACAACAGAGUCAAUUCCGUGCUGAGGUUCAAAGUUUCCGACUGGGAUUUCGGUUUGGAGCAAGACGACAAGCUUGGCGAGGUGAAACUCAAUAUGAGCGAGAUUAAUCCGUUUGCCGAAGGUGUCCAGGAAAUGACGUUGCCAUUGAAGGACGAUGACGGACAGCCUGCGGGCGAGCUGGUUGUCGCAUUUAGUUUUAAGCCAUCCUACAUUACCUUGUUGAGUGCAGAGAAGCAGCUGCCAAACGUGGCUGGAACUGCUGUGGGGGGUGCCGGAAAAAUCCUGAAUACAGGACUAGACGGCACUGGAAAGGUGAUUGGUACUGCGGGCAAGGUUGGCGGCAAGGUGCUAGGCACUGCGGGCAAUAUUUUCAAGAAGAAAAAAUGA
Messenger RNA from Ogataea angusta, 3453 nucleotides. RefSeq lists its product as uncharacterized. The record is from RefSeq and is a predicted model, not a curated record. NCBI's taxonomy places the organism in Eukaryota, Fungi, Ascomycota, Pichiomycetes, Pichiales, Pichiaceae. Bases 1 to 3453 code for a protein of 1150 amino acids. Gene Ontology annotation, molecular function: lipid binding. The transcript has a single exon.